Molecule: messenger RNA, 3137 nt
Organism: Tribolium madens (black flour beetle)
Lineage: Eukaryota; Metazoa; Arthropoda; Insecta; Coleoptera; Tenebrionidae
Exons: 8
Coding region: 25-3123 (1032 amino acids)
Molecular function (GO): UDP-glycosyltransferase activity
Source: RefSeq, a predicted model, not a curated record
AUUGAAGCUACAGUUCAUGAUACAAUGACGCGUUGGUUGUCCUCUCUGUUCUUGUUUACAAUUUUAACAUGGAACAUAGAAUCUGCAAAAAUUUUAGUGAUUUUUCCAAUGCCUGCACACAGCCAUUUUUCUUUGGGUUUUCGCCUAUCAAAAGAACUAGCCGAUCGAGGACAUCAAAUGACUGUGAUUAAUCCCUACCCUCAAAAAACACCCAUCAAAAACUAUAAAGAUAUUUCGGUUGAAGAAAACGUGGAAUUUAUCGAAGAAUUAAAGAAACAAUUGUUUAAAUUUAACACACUGGGACCUUAUGAUAACAUAAAUGCCGUCUAUGACAUGGGUGUUGAUUUGACUGAAAAUACCUUACAAAAUAAACGUGUUCAAGAUCUCUUAAAAUCAGGAGAAACUUUUGAUCUUGUCAUAAUGGAACAUUUUUUGAACGACGCUGAAGUCGGAAUAGCCCACCAUUUCAAAGCCCCUUUUAUUUUAAUCUCUCCAUUUGGAAUUAGUAGAAUAAAUAACCAUAUUUUAGCAAAUCCAUUACCUUCCUCUUAUGUCCCAAAUCUUUUGGGUACAUUUUCCAAACACAUGAAUUUCUGGGAACGACUUCAAAAUUUCUUAUUAAACAUUUUGACUGAUCUAGUCAGAGAAUUAAGCUUCAUGCCCCGACAACGCAAAAUGUUCAAAAAAUACAUAAAAACUGAUUUAGAACUGGAUAAUGUUUUAUACAAUGCCAGUUUGAUGAUGACCAAUUCACAUGUUAGCGUAAACGAUGCUGUUCCACAUGUUCCUGGCGUGAUUGAAAUUGGCGGAUUUCAUGUAAAUCCCAUAAAAAAAUUACCUGAGGAUUUGCAAAAAUUUUUGGACGAGUCGAAGGAAGGCGUCGUCUUGUUUUCCAUGGGUUCUAAUUUGAAGAGUAAGGACUUACAACCGAAAGUGCGUGACGCUAUUUUAAGAGCUUUUUCAAAAAUUAAACAAAAAGUUUUGUGGAAGUUUGAAACGGACUUACCCAAUGCCCCUAAGAAUGUAAAAAUUAUGAAAUGGUUGCCACAGCAAGAUAUUUUAGCCCAUCCAAAUGUUGUCGCAUUUAUAACACAUGGAGGUUUGUUGAGUACUAUCGAAACGGUCACUCGAGGAGUCCCAAUAAUCGGUAUUCCUGUUUUCGGUGACCAGAAAGCCAACAUUGCUGCUGCAGUAACUCAAGGUUAUGGUGUUAGUGUUCCCUUGCCAGAAUUAUCCGAAGAAAAAUUAUCUUGGGCUUUGAAUGAAAUUUUAAACAAUCCUAAGUACCGCCAAAAUGUGAAACAGCGAUCGAAAUUAAUAAAUGAUCAACCUUUAAAACCCAUUGAUGCAGCUGUUUAUUGGGUCGAACACGUGAUUCGACAUGGAGGUGCUACACACCUCAGAUCUGCAGCACUUGACCUCAAAUGGUACCAACGCGAAAUGGUUGAUAUAUUUCUCUUCUUGGCAUUUGUCAUAAUUGUAACACUCGUUGUAGUAUGUAAAAUUAUCAAAUUUUGUGUUGGUUUGUGUUGCAAACAACCAAAAGUGAGUAAAGCUAAAAAACGAUUCGCAAUGACGCGUUUUUUAGCAGCUAUAUUUUUAUUUGCAAUAAUAUGGAGUGCCCAAAGUGCAAAAAUUUUGGUAAAUUUUCCAAUGCCAGCUUACAGCCAUUUUUCUUUAGGCUUUCGGUUAGCUAAAGAAUUGGCUGAUCGUGGCCACCAGGUCACUGUCAUAAAUCCGUACCCACAGAAAACUCCAAUUAAAAAUUAUAAGGACAUAUCCGUAGAGGAACAUGUAGAAUUUAUUGAAGAAUUGAAGAAAAAUUUAUUUGGAAUGAACAAUAUGGGAUUUGUGUCCAAUAUAAAUUUUCUACUAAUGAUGUGUUCAAACUUAACUGAACGAACAUUUAUUAACAAAAAUGUCCAACAACUUUUAAAUUCUGAGGAAAUUUUUGAUUUGGUCAUCACAGAACAUUUCUUAAACGAAGCUCAUUUUGGCUUAGCUCAUCAUUUUAAAGCACCUCUUGUUGUGGUAUCUCCUGGAGCUGCUAAUUCCUUAACUAAUCAUCUAACUGCUAAUCCAUCCCCUUCCUCUUAUGUCCCCAAUAUUAUGACUGGCUUUACCAGUCAUAUGAAUUUCUGGCAACGUACCACGAAUUUUCUCGCAAACAUCGUAUAUGACGGCAUGAGAGAAGUUAUUAUGAUGCCAAUACAGAGAAAACUUUUCAAAAAAUAUAUAAAAUCCGACUUAGAACUGGACGACGUUUUGUUUAAUGCAAGCAUUGUUUUAACUAAUUCUCACAUUAGCGUGCAAGACGCUGUUCCUCACGUACCAAACAUGAUUGAAAUUGGAGGUUUUCAUGUAAAACCCCCGAAAAAAUUACCGGAUGAUUUGCAAAAAUUUCUCGAUGAUUCCAAGGAAGGCGUUAUCUUAUUCUCGAUGGGUUCAAACUUGAAAAGCAAGGACUUGAAACCUGAGGUUAGAGAAGGAAUUUUGGAAGCAUUCUCAAAGAUUAAGCAAAAGGUUUUAUGGAAGUUUGAAACCGAAUUAGAGGGUGCUCCCAAAAAUGUGAAAAUAAUGAAAUGGUUGCCACAACAAGAUAUUUUAGCACAUCCAAAUAUUGUCAUGUUUAUUUCACAUGGAGGUUUAUUGAGUACUAUUGAAGCUGUCUACCAUGGUGUUCCAAUAGUAGGUAUUCCCGUGUUUGGGGAUCAGGAAGCUAACAUCGCUGCUGCUGCAAGUAAAGGUUAUGCUGUUCGUGUCCCCUUAAAAGAACUAUCCGAAGAGAAACUUUCAUGGGCCUUGAAUGAAAUACUCAAUAAUCCAAAAUACCGAGAAAAUAUCAAACAACGUUCAAAAUUAAUGCAAGAUCAACCAUUAAAACCUCUUGAUUCUGCCAUUUACUGGAUAGAACAUGUCAUACGUCAUAAGGGUGCCCCACAUCUUAGGUCUGCAGGUCUUGAUCUCAAGUGGUACGAAAGGGAAAUGAUCGAUAUUAUCCUCUUUUUAACUCUAGUCACAAUACUGUUGUUUAUAGUUUUUUAUAUAAUCAUUAAAAAAAUUAUUAGAUCGUGUUGCAGAAAGAAACAGGUCAAAGUGUCUAGAACAAAAAAAAAUAAAUAAACGAUUACACUUUU